Molecule: messenger RNA, 2296 nt
Organism: Ilyonectria robusta
Lineage: Eukaryota; Fungi; Ascomycota; Sordariomycetes; Hypocreales; Nectriaceae
Exons: 7
Coding region: 273-2102 (609 amino acids)
Source: RefSeq, a predicted model, not a curated record
GAACGCACCACAGCCUGUAAUCUGAAAUCGUGCCCCGCAGCAAAGAAGGCAAGAAGGCGAUACUCGAAAGAGCCUCAGAGCCUAAGAGCCUCGAAGGCUCAGAAACAACAUUCUGGAUAUCGCAUCCUGUCCAAGAACGUCCCUUUCAAUCAUAACUAUAUCACAUUAUUCAAUCCCUCGCAAUUCAUCUCAACUAUAUUUCACUACAAGCCUCAUUUCGAAUGCGCCAUUGACAGUCCACUCGCCUCGACUUCACCAGCAAUUCUGUCAAAAUGUCCAACGUCCAAGAAGACCUCGCCGAGCUGGCACAGUCACAAUUGCAGGCUCAUGAGUAUCCUCUAAAUCUUGUCCGAGCAAGCGACUUUCGAUACGUCCUGGAAACGUAUCGAACCAGGCUCGAAAAGGAAGAGAAGAAGCUGUUUAGCGCCAGGAAGAGCUUGGUCGUCAUAUGGGAUCUGGUGAAAGCUCAAGAUACAACCUAUGUCGAAAGCAUGGCCAAUGAUGUCGAGGAGCUCAGAAGUGCCCUGGACGGUGCUGCAACCGAUCCGUGCCGUAGAUUCAUAUUCCUGCAGUCUGCGAGCUCUCGAGAUCCGUUGAGGUGCACUCGGGAGCAGCUUACUCUUCUUCUCACGCAUCACCAGGUAAUGGCAUCCUUCUUGGAGGUUGUCUUUACCUUCAAGCGACGCGAAAACCCGCAUUCGUUCACUUCGUUUCGAUGCGAAAACUACUUGAGCCCUCACCAUCAACAGGCUGGAUUGCAGAGCAUAGGUCGAUCUGGAAUCAGGUUGCAGCACUGCUUCAAUAUUCUCGGAAUAGAAGAGGACAAUGAAGUCAAAGAUACAUGGCGGCUCCGUCAAACGGCAGCAUACCACUCAUUCGACCUCAUCGAGGGACGCGCGUUGUGGGUUGUCAUGAAAGGCAAUGCAAAAAUGCGACAGCGCAUUGAAGCUACAACAAGGGAGUCUGCACAGAAACGCCGUGGAUCUUGGAAUAGCCUGCAAGAUUCAUUUGGUCAGACUCUUGAUGACCAUCUUUUAAUCUUGCAAUGGUGUGCCGAGAACUGGGAGGCCUAUACAGAGUCUUUAGAAGUCACUUAUAGGCCCUUCUCUAGCAUAACGGAGCAUGCACCAGUCAAGGAGCUGGCGGACGACAUUCCAACUAACAGGGCUAUUGAUCGAAUGAACUCUCUAAGAUUCGAAGUAGCCCCGAGGCGCCACACUGACGGCUCUCAGUCUGCCCCCGCUCCACAAACACUUCUUCGGAGGCUUUCAACAAAACUUACCGAUCUCAGCGCCAAAUCAAGCCUUCAUGGUACGAUGCGGCGAGGCACUGGGCUUAUAAACGGGAGAGAUCAAGCCCCUCUCUCUCCCAAGAUAAAAAACCUCAAACUUGAGGAGUUGGUUUCUUUCAAAAUGCUCCAAGACCUCAACAGCCUUGACAAGAGCCUGGACGAGGCCAUCUCAGUAAUUGACCAAAACAAAAGAGUUUUAACAGACAUCAAAAGCCACUACUGGAAACUCGUUAAUUCGGCUGCUUUUGAGCUUCAUGUCGCAGAGAGUAGUGCACUUCAAUCGUGUAAAGAACACGCUUCCGACUUCGUGCAGAGGAUAGAGAGGCUAGAAGGCGAUCUGGACAACUACCAAGGGAAUCUUAAGACUAUUCUGCGCGGUGUAGGGAAAACGGGCGUAAUGUUCAACAGCAUCCUCCAACACCAAAGCAUGCGAACCGCAGAGUACUUUGCCAAGUCAUCUGAAGACUCGGCAGGGGUCAUGCAAGUCUGGACCGAGCAAAUGCACGAGAAAACCAUGUCUAUGCACGUCAUCACCGUCUCCACACUCAUAUUCCUGCCCGGGACAUUCGUCGCUACCAUUUUUGGCAGCGGUAUCCUCACGUUUGGGGAUGACGGUAGUAGCGGGUCUGGGCCUAACAUGGGAGAUUGGAAAGUUCGACUGGCUGGGUUGAAACUAUUCCUUGCCAUCUGCUUCCCACUGAUGACGCUGACGUUGUGUGCUUGGCUCAUGGCUUAUUGCUUUGCCAGGCUCAGAAGGAGUAGUUCAAGGGACAGUGGGGUAUUGAGCGAGAAGGUAACUGAAAUGGUCUAGGUUUUCAUUACUGGGAUGGCGGUCAUGUGCAGUAUUUUGUUGGUAUAUUAUGGCGCGAACAGUCAAUUGGGGAGCUCCAUGCCUUGCUCUCACAUUUGUGGUAGGCUCCCUCCCAAUCAGCCUGAUUAGACCGAUGGUGCUGCUCAAUUUCAUUGGAUCUGUUUGGUAUCAGCACAUGCUUAUAAAUAAAAAUC